Molecule: messenger RNA, 804 nt
Organism: Alternaria incomplexa
Lineage: Eukaryota; Fungi; Ascomycota; Dothideomycetes; Pleosporales; Pleosporaceae
Exons: 1
Coding region: 1-804 (267 amino acids)
Molecular function (GO): protein binding
Source: RefSeq, a predicted model, not a curated record
AUGGCAUCGCAGGAAGAAACAGCGACGAAAGCAGAAGCAUCUGCAAUCGAAACCUCAACACCUGAGAUCUUCCCCCCAGACGAGGAGAAAAAGCUACUCGACGAAUCCAACACGGAGAAAGCUUCAGCGAACAAAACCUUUACAUCCGGAGAAUACAACGGCGCGAUACAAGGCUACGAAAAAGCCCUAGCAGUUUGUCCCUCAUACCUCGAAUACGACAUCGCCGUCCUCCGCUCCAACAUCGCAGCCUGCCACCUCAAGCUCUCAGAAUGGAAGCAAGCCGUCGAAUCUGCGACCCAAGCACUUGAAGCACUAGACCGGAUAGACCCACCAGCGCAAAAAGAGCCAGAAAACGAUGGCGCGAACGCAACAACCGGCGGCGGCGCAAUCGCCGAAAUCGACGACACAACCGAACUCUACCUCGACGCUCUCACGCGGACAAAUCACACCAUAAACGACGUCCACAAACUCCGCACAAAAGCCCUGCUCCGCCGCGCAAAAGCCCGACAUGAAGUCGGUGGCUGGGCCUCGCUCCAAGGCUCCCUAGAAGACUACCAAGCCCUUUCCAAACCGCCCCACCAGCUCUCGAGCCUCGAUCAAAAGGCCGUUCAAGCCGCAUUGCGGAAGUUACCGGCGGAGUUGGAUGAAGCGAAGAAUACGGAGAUGGCGGAUAUGAUGGGCAAGUUGAAGCAGUUGGGCAAUGGGAUUCUCAAGCCGUUUGGAUUGAGUACGGAGAAUUUUCAGUUUACGAAGGAUGAGAAGAGUGGGGGGUAUAGUAUGAAUUUUAAUCAGGGGGGGAAGUAG